This is a messenger RNA of Gongylonema pulchrum, 289 nucleotides long. The record is from the annotation of a GenBank genome assembly. Lineage: Eukaryota; Metazoa; Nematoda; Chromadorea; Rhabditida; Gongylonematidae.
UUUAGGUUCGCCGUUCAGAAUAGUGGCCGAUUAUGCGCGCGACCCAUCGAAAGUUUGUAUCACUGGUUGCGAUGAUGAAAGAGUCCAAAUUGGGGAGCCACUGACACUGACCGUCAAUGCGAAACCUACAGAAUACCUACCUGUUACUGCACAAUUACCUUCACACCUGAAACAGCCGGAUGUUCGAGAAACGGACUCUCGAAUUUACAGUGUCACUUUCACGCCCACUGGCAAAGCUGGCACUCAGUUGCCCUUGGAAAUUUUUUAUGGUGGUGAGCUUAUCAAGUAA